Oryza brachyantha (malo sina) is the source of this 1172-nucleotide messenger RNA. RefSeq names its product gamma carbonic anhydrase 2, mitochondrial. The transcript has 5 exons. The record is from RefSeq and is a predicted model, not a curated record. Bases 136 to 957 code for a protein of 273 amino acids. NCBI's taxonomy places the organism in Eukaryota, Viridiplantae, Streptophyta, Magnoliopsida, Poales, Poaceae.
CUCUCGCCUCACCAGACGCCAUCAAACCCCACCACCUCGCGCGCGGCGGCCGGCGGCGAGCACCGGACGGACGGUCGGACGGGCAGAGGUAGGGUGCGGGGCGAGGAGAGGAGAGGAGGGGAGGGGCAGGCCGGCAUGGGUACCCUCGGGCGCGCGAUCUACACGGUGGGGAAGUGGAUCCGCGGCACCGGGCAGGCCAUGGACCGCCUCGGAUCCACCAUCCAGGGCGGCCUCCGCGUCGAGGAGCAGCUGUCAAGGCAUCGCACGAUCAUGAACAUAUUUGAGAAAGAACCCAGAAUCCACAAGGAUGUUUUUGUUGCUCCCAGUGCAGCUGUGAUUGGCGAUGUUGAGAUUGGACAUGGAUCCUCAAUCUGGUAUGGCUCCAUUUUAAGAGGUGAUGUCAACAGCAUUCAUAUUGGAUCUGGAACAAAUAUACAAGACAAUUCCCUUGUACAUGUUUCAAAAGCGAACAUCAGUGGGAAGGUUCUCCCAACCAUAAUUGGAAGCAAUGUUACAAUAGGUCAUAGUGCUGUUCUGCAUGCAUGCACCAUCGAGGAUGAAGCUUUUGUUGGUAUGGGUGCCACUCUGCUUGAUGGAGUGGUGGUUGAAAAGCACAGCAUGGUUGGGGCAGGAUCGCUUGUUAAGCAGAACACAAGGAUUCCUUCUGGAGAGGUCUGGGUUGGUAAUCCUGCCAAGUUCCUAAGAAAGCUUACUGAAGAGGAGAUGGCGUUCAUUGCUCAGUCCGCAAUGAACUACAUCAAUUUGGCUCAAGUCCAUGCUGCUGAGAACGCCAAGACCUUCGACGAGAUUGAGCUCGAGAAGAUGCUGAGGAAAAAGUUUGCCCACAAAGACGAGGAGUACGAUUCGAUGCUCGGCGUGGUCCGUGAGAUCCCGCCGGAGCUCAUCCUCCCGGACAACAUCCUCCCAAACAAGGCUCCAAAUGCUGUUGCUCACUGAAUGUGUUUUGUCAAGCUCCCUCCUCUUCGGGAAGCUUGUGCUGUUGUCACAUGUUGACCUUGGAACAAUUGUUUUGAUCUCAUUGCAUGUUUUCAAGCCCAAUAAGAUUUGGGUCGAGCAUUGUUUUAGAAUCGACCAUAUACAUCACUACCCUUUUUUUGCAUUACAAUGAAGAGCAGUUUAGUUUGGGGGUCACUUUUUUACACCAUAUAUAC